Messenger RNA from Myotis davidii, 1421 nucleotides. It is a transcript of the gene ICAM2, whose product is annotated as intercellular adhesion molecule 2. Gene Ontology annotation, cellular component: membrane. Bases 387 to 1226 code for a protein of 279 amino acids. The record is from RefSeq and is a predicted model, not a curated record. Gene Ontology annotation, molecular function: integrin binding. NCBI's taxonomy places the organism in Eukaryota, Metazoa, Chordata, Mammalia, Chiroptera, Vespertilionidae. Gene Ontology annotation, biological process: cell-cell adhesion. The transcript has 5 exons.
GUCUGGGAAGAUGGGAAAGUUCUGGGGAUGGGUGGUGGUGAUGGUGGCACAGCGUGUGACAGUCCUGAAUGCCUCAGAGCCGUACACCAGAAAAGGUUAACGUGCUGACAUCGUUGGCUGUGUGUGUUUUAACCACCCGUUGUUUUUUUUCAGGGGGGAGCGGACGGAAAGCGAUGACAACCAGGCACAGGAAGCACGUGACUUCUGGGUAGAAGGAAGGAAGAAACCUGAAUUAAUACGCCAGACCCCAAGACACCAGGGCACCCAGCGGCAGCAUCUCAUGCAGCUUCCACCUCUUGGGGUGUACUGGACCCCUGGCCACUGCUCCUUCCCCAUCACUCACUCCAUCCAGCAGAUGACAGGCCCCCUCAGCUGCCAGCCCGUGGAUGCCAUCUGAGAUGUCCCCUUUCUGUUGCUGGGGCCUGCCCGCAGCUCUUCUUGCUCUGCUCUUCUGCCCAGGGUCUGGCGAGGAGGCGUUCGAGGUCUACAUGUCGCCAGCGCAGCUGCUGGUGAAGCACGGAGGGUCCUCUGAGAUCAACUGCAGCACCAGCUGCCUGCAGCCCACCGUCAGCGGCUUGGAGACCACCCUAAGCAAGACUCUGCUGCACAAGCAGCCUCAGUGGGAGCUCUACAGGGUCUCCAACGUCUCCACGGACACGGUCGUAUAUUGCCACUUCACCUGCUCUGGGAAGCAGGUGCAGCGGAAUGCCAGCGUCACCGUGUUCUACCCCCCAGAGCAAGUGCUGCUGAAGCUACAGCCCACUUGGGUGACUGUGGGCAAAGUCUUCACCAUGGAGUGCAGGGUGCCGGCGGUGGCACCUCUUGAGAACCUCACCCUCACCUUGCUCCGUGGCCAGGAGCCCCUGCACAUGCAGAGAUUUGAGGGGGAAACAGCUGCCCCCCAAGAAGCCAUGAUCACACACAACAGCACGGCUCACAAGGAAGACGGUCGCCACAACUUCUCCUGCCGGGCGGAGCUGGACCUGCAGCCCCGUGGUGGGAAUUUGAUCCGAAUAAUCUCAGAGCCCCAGGUGCUUGAGAUCCAUGAGCCCACGCCGGACAACCAGAUGGUCAUCAUCAUCGCCGUCGUGUCGGUGCUGCUGCUGCUGUUUGUGGCGUCCGUCCUGCUGUGCUUCGUCUUCGGCCAGCAGUGGCACCAGCGGCGGCGAGGCAAUUACGGGGUACAAGCCGCGUGGAGGAGGCUGAGACGCUCCUACCGGGCAUAGCCUGCGUGGCCCCGGCCCCGGCAGCCACUGGGACUCAGCGUGGCUCUCAGCGAUGUGGCCACGGCCACGGCAGCCACUGGGACUCAGCGUGGCUCUCAGCGAUGUGGCCCGGCCACGGCAGAAGGACAGUGACAAGCCGCAGAGGACUUGGGGGACGUUUCCUUUUCUAGUCUGAAUACAAACGCCUGGACCUAA